This is a messenger RNA of Diplodia corticola, 2184 nucleotides long. Its product is annotated as glycogen debranching enzyme. Bases 1 to 2184 code for a protein of 727 amino acids. The record is from RefSeq and is a predicted model, not a curated record. NCBI's taxonomy places the organism in Eukaryota, Fungi, Ascomycota, Dothideomycetes, Botryosphaeriales, Botryosphaeriaceae. The transcript is spliced from 4 exons. Gene Ontology annotation, biological process: carbohydrate metabolic process.
AUGCUGGUCGCAAUCUUUUAUUUGCUCGCACUGUGUGCCCGCGUUUCGCAAUCAUCACCACCGGACGAUUGCUCCGCCAAUGCUACCUAUCUCGAACUGAGUGACCCGCCCUACGAGAACUACUUCUACUCCGACUGCAACACCAGCACUCAAGUCGUCGUCACAAGCCCGCUUCCGGACAGCAACCUCACCUUCAUUGGCCCGCGCUUACUGGUAGCUUGGCCGGCGGGCAACAGCGGCGCCGCCGCUUUCUUUUCGCCCGCUGACCGAGUCAAUGGUUCGCUCGCCAUAGCUUUGCAGAAUUUGACCGACAGACAGCGCGCCCUCGACCCCAUCUAUGGCUCCCAUUCUGCCAACCGGAGCUUCCCUCGGGUCGGCGUAACUGGCCUUCUGUCGCUCAACACCAGUGCGCGCCUGGAUAUUGCCAUUCUCGGCAGCAUUCGGACCAUCCGUGACUUCACCGAGGGCCCCAGCAUUCUUUCUCCCAUCAUCCAAAGUGCAAAUCGAAUUGCCCACGAUGGUACGGGCCGUGUUUCAAUCAGCAGGCUUUGGCUCGACAACGUAACCACCACUACUCUUACCUUUCAACCCCAUACUGCAGAUGCAGAAGUCGUCGUGGACAACACUACUGUACGCUUCGAAGCCGGAAGAUACAUGUUCAGUGCCUACCUUGAUUACCCGCAGUUGAAGCAGCUGAGCCCGCAACAAGUCCUGAACAACGCGUCCCAAUCUCUAGCCACGACCAAUUCCGACCAACUCGGCUCUCUUGCUUUCCUCUCCUACACUGACAAGCUCUUGGCCGGAGCCUGGCGGUUCUUGGCAUAUUUCGGCCGUGACACCAUGAUCUCUCUGCUCCUCAUGCAGCCCAUCCUCAGCGAGGGGGAUGGCGGAGCGGUCGAAGCAGUCAUUGGUGCCGUACUUGAGCGCAUCAACCGCACCGAUGGGAGUGUGUGCCAUGAAGAGACCAUUGGCGACUAUGCCACCUAUCUCAACUUGCAGCAAAACGUCACGAGCACAGCGCCGCAGUACGACUACAAGAUGAUUGACACUGACUUCUACCUCCCGGUGGUGUUGAACGAGUAUUUUGUCAAACGUCCCGCCGGUCAACAACGAAAAGAUGCAUUCCUCGCAACAGAGGCAACAGUCGAUCCAGCCAAUCAAAGCCUCAAUUACGGUGAUCUUGCUGUUAUAACUGCUGAAAGGAUCAUGAAUUUGUCAGCUGCGUUCGCAUCUGAGGGCGGUCAAACAACGGGAAACCUAAUUCAUCUGAAAGAAGGGCAGGUGGUGGGACAGUGGCGGGACAGCACGUACGGUAUCGGAGGCGGGCGGAUUCCAUACGACGUGAACACUGCGUUGGUCCCGGCUGCACUGAGAGCUAUCUCAUCUCUGUCUGCUGAGGGUUUUUUUCCUACCCACGUUGACUGGAGAGAUAGGGCCCGCCAGUAUGCGCAGGUCUGGGAAGACGAAACUCUGCACUUCUUCCAAAUCGAUAUUGCGGCCGAGGAAGCACGGAGUCUGGUCCAGUCGUAUGUUAACGAGUCUGGUUUUGAAGGCCCUGGAAACCUGGAUAAAAUAACGUCCAACGUUCGCUUUCAUGGUCUAGCUCUGGACGGCAACAAUAACCAAUCAAGCGUCAGGGUCAUGAACACCGACGACUGCUUCAGGUUGUUCCUUGUCAACUCCACCAAUCAGGAACAGCUGACUGCAUUCCUAAACCAGGCCGCGGAGCACAUAAUCCAACCCUUCCCUGUCGGUCUCUCGACACCUGUCGGUGUGUUGGUAGCGAAUCCAGCAUAUGGAGGCGAUCCUGUCUAUACGAAUAAUUUUACCAACAAUGCCUACCACGGCACGGUUGUUUGGAGCUGGCAGCUUUCUAUGCUCGCCGCAGGCCUCGCUCGCCAACUUGACCGCUGCAGAUCCGCCCACAUCCCUGACUUUUGCAAUGACACAAUCGUGCAUGGGAACGUACGUCAGGCGUAUAACCAUCUAUGGGAUCUGAUUGAUGCGAACCGAGCCUAUCUGAGUAGCGAGGUUUGGAGCUGGGUGUACAAGGCCGGGGACUUUCUCUAUACGCCGCUAGGAGCACUUCCUCCGCCUGCCGGCCAAAGUCCGACUGAGAGUAAUAUCCGACAGCUCUGGAGCUUAACCUUUCUGGCAAUUAGGAGCGAUGAGGCGCUGCGUUGA